AUGUCUCGAGCAAACAUCGACGCUCAAAUUCCUUCAUAUGAGGAAGCUGUUCAGGCGGCUCCUUCUGCUACCAGAUCGCUACAUUCAUCAGAAUCCUCACAAGACUUCCAGUUUCCCGUAGUAUGGGAGAGAAGGGACUCGGCAAAUUCUUGCAUACUAUCGUCUUCGUCACCAUCCGAACUACCCCCAGCGUACGCUGUUGUCGACGAGAAAGCCACAACCUUCACCAUCUACGGAACCAUGAUACAUACCCCGAAUGCUCCCGCCUAUCAGCUCUCAUCGUUCCUUGAUUCUCAAAUCGAUAUACUGAAGCUAAGGAGGUUACGCGCCGAAGAAGUAACCCUUCUACAAUCUGGCACGCACCAUAUUCCCUUCGACCAUAGCUCGGUCCUCUACGAGGCACAAGAUCCUCCCUUUCUCAACAACGACUACUAUAUCGUAGGCCAACACCGAUCCACGCCCCCUGGAGUUCUCCACAUGUCGUUUGGUAUCCGUCACUGGCACGUCGCCCACAUCCCGAUUCACAACAGGCGACCGAUUGCGCUCAUGACAUGCGGGAAGAACGGCAGCUUGAAACAAACCAUCAAGCAAAGGAAGAAUGAGAUGGAGCCUAGUUUAUGGAAAGAUACCGACGGCAAUGUCAUCGCGACCGAGGUUAUGAAGAUGUGCCACGGAGGUAAAAUGCCGACGAUUGAGCUUCGGCCCGGUUUGGACCAGACCUGCCGCGAGCUUAUUCUAGCUCUCUGGGUGAGCAGGCUCUGGAUAGCCUUCGGUCGCAAAGCACAAAAGCCCUGA
Pyrenophora tritici-repentis Pt-1C-BFP is the source of this 795-nucleotide messenger RNA. RefSeq lists its product as uncharacterized. NCBI's taxonomy places the organism in Eukaryota, Fungi, Ascomycota, Dothideomycetes, Pleosporales, Pleosporaceae. The record is from RefSeq and is a predicted model, not a curated record.